AUGAAUUCCUUAUCUCUAAACGUCGGCAACUUCAUUACACUCAAACUCACUCCAACAAACUACCCUCUAUGGCGAGAACAAGCUUUAGCCCUUGCUGAAAGCCAAGAGCUGGUUGAACAUCUCACAGACGAAAUCUCGGCACCAUCCAAAUUUACUACUCCAAAUAACCCUUCAGAAGCCGAACAAUUCACACCACAAUUAACAAAAGAGUUCGUCGCUUGGAAAAAAGCUGACUGCCUUUUGCGGGGUUGGCUGAUUGGUACAUUAUCAGAAGAAGCACUCGGCUUGGUCAUUGGAGUAGAUACAGCGUUCGGUGUCUGGGAAGCCCUCAAAGAUGCCUACGCACAAGACUCUCAAGAGAGAGAAUUCACACUGAGGCAACAAAUUACAUAUCUCCGAAAGAAUGAUGACAAAUCUAUUGCAGACCAUAUUCAUACUUUCAAAGGUCAUUGUGACAAUUUAACAGCCAUUGGAAAACAUGUUCUUGACAAAGAGAAGGUAUUUUACUUUCUCACUAGCCUUGGCCCGCAAUAUGAAAAUUUCACUACCACUAUGUUGAAAAACCUCCCCGGCCCACUUACACUGAGCUAG
This is a messenger RNA of Striga hermonthica, 591 nucleotides long. Lineage: Eukaryota; Viridiplantae; Streptophyta; Magnoliopsida; Lamiales; Orobanchaceae. The record is from the annotation of a GenBank genome assembly.